Messenger RNA from Orbicella faveolata, 1200 nucleotides. RefSeq lists its product as uncharacterized. The record is from RefSeq and is a predicted model, not a curated record. Lineage: Eukaryota; Metazoa; Cnidaria; Anthozoa; Scleractinia; Merulinidae.
AUAAUAAUAACAACAUUAAAUGUGAAUGAAUAUAAACUUUGUGAAUUUUGCACCAUUUCGCCAACCAUACCCAGAAGCUAAAGUUAUCCUAACAGUUCGAGAUUCCGAAGAUGCUUGGGUUAAAAGCUGGAAAGAACAUCUUCAAAUAAACUCAAGAAUGAUACCCUUCUAUGUUAAGCUUCUUUUCUAUAUCUUACCUCGCAGGAAGAAACGAAAACAUUUUUUAGACGCCUUACGUCAAGCGAUUUCUGGAAGCUCUAAUCCUGAGGCUACCGCUCUCUUCAGAGUGAAAUACCGGCAACACAACGAGAGAGUUCAGGCCGUCAUUCCCGCUGAAAAGCUUCUUGUUUUCAAUGUUAAACAAGGGUGGAAGCCAUUGUGCGAAUUCCUUGGAUGCGACGUACCUUCGAGUCCAUUUCCACGAGUAAAUGUGGCCCAUUCCGAUACCAAGAGGGGACUCUCACAGUUAAUUGGUGAGACCGAGCGAUACAUAGCCCUCGUUAUACUUUCCAUAGUAGUUCUACUUGCUUCUGUUUUUGUUGGUUUAUAUGUCACGGGCGACGAGCAAAGAUGACCCUUAAAAUAUGUCGUUUGUUAGUAAAACGUGUAACAGCGUAACGAGAAAGCGCGAAAUGCGAUUUUUCUGUUCUUUUUUUCAUUUAUUUCUGUUGUUGUUGUUGUUUGGUUUUGUUUGUUUGCAUUUUCCAAGUAGAAAUUUGUUAAUUAUUAAUUCGUAUUUGGCGGAGUUUUCCUAGCGUCAGAUUGCGUGACGAGCCCAAAGUACGCUUUUCCCGCCCUUUGGCCAAAUUUGCCGCAGUCCCGGAGGUACGUACUUUUCUCCGCGGGCGCACUUUCAGACGCUUUAGGAGAAUGAUCGGGGGAAGGAAGACGGGGUGGGAGGGUGAUGAUGGAAAGUUUUUGUCUUUCAGUUUCAGUCACGUUAGUUUCCUUUCUGGUUUCUUGGUCUUCCCGGUUAAAAUGAAUCAAAUUUAUUCUUAUGAUGUUAAGAUAAUCGAAGGUCGACCGGCAUUAUUUUUGUCAAAAGCAAGAAGGUUAAAAUAAAUACCCGUUUACGGCGCGAAAUGUGUAGGCUUUACAUGACUUAAAAACUCUUUAGGUUGUUGAAAAGAAAACUUGUAUCACAAAAAGUUCAAUAUAGAAGCUUUUGUUGUCUUUGUGAAGGGUAUUUUUUUAUGGACG